Eurytemora carolleeae is the source of this 1890-nucleotide messenger RNA. Its product is annotated as GATA zinc finger domain-containing protein 15. NCBI's taxonomy places the organism in Eukaryota, Metazoa, Arthropoda, Copepoda, Calanoida, Temoridae. The coding region runs from base 203 to 688 and encodes 161 amino acids. The transcript is spliced from 6 exons. The record is from RefSeq and is a predicted model, not a curated record.
UUGAUCGUAUUUGUAUAAAUAUCUAGAUGGGUUGAUCGUAUUUGUAUAAAUAUCUAGAUGGGUUGAUCGUAUUUGUAUAAAUACCCUAAAUGGGUUGAUCGUAUUUGUAAUGUAUAAAUAUCUAGAUGGGUUGAUCGUAUUUGUAUAAAUAUCCUAAAUUGGUUGAUCGUAUUUGUAUAAAUAUCUAGAUGGGUUAAAUGAUAUGCUGAAUAAGGUUGAGAAUAAUAUUGAAUGUUUGCUGAACAAGCAUCUGGAAAUCAUAAACUUACAAUCUCGGAAGAAAAGGUCUGAAACUGUUCCAAUUACACAAACCGUGUAUCAGUAUCAGAAGAAAGCAAAGAAGUGCAAAAACGUUCAAAGUUCUGGAAUUGCAAGUGGAAGCAACUCACUCAGUUACAUGUCCUUUGUAGCAGCGAUUAUAACUUUAGUUUUGAAUAUCAACAACAACAUUAAUGCAAACAACAACAACAACAACCUGGUUAACCUCAAUCUGGGGAACAACAACAACGUUGUGACGAAUUUGAACCAAAAUGUUGGGAACAAUUUCAAUCUCAUGUUCCCUCCUGGUAAAAGAAGGAAAAGAAGAAAUGUUAAGAAGAAUGGGAAAAUAAGAGUAAAAAAAUCUUUAAUUCGGAUGAGGAACCACAGUGACCAGUGCACACUGCACACACCAUCGUUCAUGCAAUAAUCUGUCUCCUUUUAGUAAAUCUUUUCAUAAAAAAAGUAUAAAACAAAAUAUAUUUUUUUUAAGUGUAAAAUAUUAUUACAACAAUAUAAUAUUAUAAAAAAGUAUGCAUAAAUAUAUAAAUUAAAGAAAACGAUACCUUUUUUGUCUUGUGUAAUUGUACAGACAAGUUAAGAGACCCAAUCCUUUACACAUGUGUAAGAUAGUAUUUUUGGAAAGCAAAAGCGUGUUUUUGUACAUAAUUAGCGUGCAAGAUAAGGCAUAGUUUUGUAGCGGAUAGAAAAGGCUUUUAUUUUCACUAAAAAAUGAUUUUGUAUUUUUACAUGAGUUUAAAAUCAAACAGAAAAAUAUUUGAUAACAUUUUUAUCAUAAUGCAGGCGAAAAUGGAGUUAUUUUUGGCAUUAAGGUACAUUUUUGUAAAAUAUAUAUGAUUCAAGGUGGAAGGACAUUGUUUACUUAAUCAUUUCUUUUAUGAAAUCUAGUAAAAUUAAUAGAAAAAUAACUGUAUUGUUUUAAUCCAUAUUGUAUCAACCUUUGAGAUUUUACUUUAAAUAUUUAUGAAAUCUAAUAAUAAAAAUACAUUGAUUAGAAACAUAAAGUUUGAGGCAAUGUUUAGUUUUAAUUUGGUUGGAUUUUUUUAUUUAAACUUUUCUCUUAGAAUCCAAAAUCCGAGCGUGUUGAAAAAAGCAUUUAAAUGGAUUUUACAGGUUUCGAAAUUAUAUCGAAUCGCUGAGCGACACGGUUGAAUACAGGAGUUACAAAAAUACUUUAAACUUCACUGAACUUUGUUUUUAGAAUUUUGUUUUAAAUGUCAAGAAUAAUCAUCCUUAAACAGAUUUUCGAAAUCUUACAUUUACAUUUAACAUUUCAGAUUUUCAAUAAAUAAUAUCGUUGACUGAAAUUGCAACGUGCAAAGUUAUUUCACUUUCUUCCAAGUGGAAAAAUGUUUUAUAAAUUACUACAGGGUGAUAAAAUGAGAGUGAGACUGAAACUCUUUAGAUAAGACGAUUUCAAUGUUAAAUUAUGUGUUCUGCUUUGAAUAUAGUUUUUUAAUGUCGUUUUUAUUGAUUUUGCAAAGAAAGAAAGAAGUUUAAAAAUACAGGGCAAUGUGAAUAUAAGGAAACAGAUAGUUGUGGGUGUAAUCAAUCAUGUAUGAAAGUUUUCUUGUUUUGUUUAAUAAAGUUAGAAUAAAUAUAAAAAUUGGC